Sphaeramia orbicularis (orbiculate cardinalfish) is the source of this 978-nucleotide messenger RNA. It is a transcript of the gene tas2r202, whose product is annotated as taste receptor, type 2, member 202. Gene Ontology annotation, molecular function: bitter taste receptor activity; G protein-coupled receptor activity. The transcript has a single exon. Gene Ontology annotation, biological process: G protein-coupled receptor signaling pathway; sensory perception of taste. NCBI's taxonomy places the organism in Eukaryota, Metazoa, Chordata, Actinopteri, Kurtiformes, Apogonidae. Bases 1 to 978 code for a protein of 325 amino acids. The record is from RefSeq and is a predicted model, not a curated record. Gene Ontology annotation, cellular component: membrane.
AUGUUGGGGACAAGUAAAUUGACCAUCUGGAUAAUGACUGGUCUGUUUGCCAUUACAACUGUGUUCUUUAAUCUCUACAUCUUCUUGAUGAGUUUGUUUAAAUACAAACAGACAAAGCAGUGGAGUCCCAGUGAAACCAUCAUAGCAGCUCUGUCAGUGGCUAAUGUGGUGCAUCAGCUUAUUUGUUACUUCUGGAUGACUCUGGAUGAGAUCGACCGUAACUGCAACAUUGUGGAGAUGCCGUACAGUAUCAUCUUACUGUUGAUAUUCAGCCUCAAGUUCACUAUUGUGUGGGACACCAGCUUUCUCACCUUUUACUACAGCAUCAAGCUGGUGAACACAACCAAUCAGUGCUUCACACAGAUCCAGGCUGUCAUCAUCAAACAUGUCACUGUGGUUGUUUGUCUCAUCCCCCUGUGUGCCCUGGGAACCUGUGUACCGAUGCUUGUGGUGUUUGUGCCUGAGAACCAAACCGAGAACAAUCAAGACUGUGGGAUGAUGACUCCUGACAGCUACACUGGUCGCAUUUAUGAGGCCAUGCUUCUGCUCUUCUCCGAUGUGCUGCCAGGGGUGUUCAUGGUGAAAUGCUGCGUCUCAAUCUCUGUCCACCUGGCCAUCCAUCUCCGCAACAUGAAGGCCAGUACCAACGGCGCCCACGGCCCGAAGAUGGGUUCCCAACUGAGGGUCAUCCAGAUGGCGUUGUCCCUUGUUGGCACCUUCCUCUGCUUCCUUGUGGUUGACCUAUAUGUAAACUACCAGAUCGUGGUGCACCAUGAGAAUGCUGUCGUGCUCGCAUUUUUAUUCAUCUCCAUUUUCACCACUGGAACCCCUGUAGUCCUGAUCUAUGGUAAAAAGUCUCUCUGGAAAGCUCUCUUACAUGAAUACAACAUCUUCCUCGAUGUAUAUCCUUGUUUGUCAUGUCUGAAGGUGUCUGAGGAAAAGGACAAACCAAGCACUCCAGCAAAAUUAAAAAACUGA